AACUAAAAUUUCAAGUGAACAAAACAAGAAAAUUGACACAACAAAGGGUAGUAGGGAAGGCACACCAAUAAUUGUUAGGUGCAAAAUUCUGAGGUUCCAAUUCAAUCAUCAUCACCACCAAAUUAAUAGUUUCUCUCAAUAUCACAAACAAGUCUUCUCCUCACCGCCUAUGUCUUUCUGGAUUCAUCAAAAAUCGACACUAGUUUCUAUUCACAAGUUUUCAUAAUUUCAUCUUAUAGAAGAAAAGAGAAAAACAAAAGUCGAUCUUCAGAACAUAAACAAUAAAGAUUUAAAAUCUUGGGUUUUUUUUAGAAAAAAAAUAAUACUCAGGGCGCUUUUUGUUGGUUUGAAGCAAUUUGUGAUUUGGGUUUUUGAUAUAAAUAACAAAGAUGGUGAAUUUUAGGAACAUGGAGGAAUUCUGGCUAUUCUACAUGAACCAACACUCAAAACCUGCAACAAGAAGAUGGCAUUUUGCAGGGACACUUUUAAGUAUUAUGUGUAUGAUAUAUGCAGUUUUGUUUAAUUGGUGGUUGCUGUUCUUGGUGCCUUUGCUGGGUUAUGGUUGUGCUUGGUAUAGCCAUUUCUAUGUUGAAGGAAACAUACCUGCAACUUUUGGGCAUCCAGUUUGGUCGUUUUUGUGUGAUUAUAAGAUGUUUGGGUUGAUGCUUACUGGUCAGAUGGACAAAGAAAUCAAAAGGUUAGGUAAAAGACCUGUCUUGCAACUCUAUUGAUUACUUUUUAGUUUUCCAUUUUUCGGUUUGGAUUUGGUUUACUUUACUCAUAUACAUGUAACAAUAAUAAUAAUAAUAGCAUAUUUGGUUUGCACUUCCAUCUGAAUACUCUGUCUCUUCUUUUUGUUGUUCUGUAAUUUGUAUAUAUAAUACAGAAUCAAUAUAGUGUUUGAUGUAUAAUUGCAGUUA
This is a messenger RNA of Erigeron canadensis, 920 nucleotides long. RefSeq lists its product as uncharacterized. Lineage: Eukaryota; Viridiplantae; Streptophyta; Magnoliopsida; Asterales; Asteraceae. The transcript has a single exon. Bases 390 to 731 code for a protein of 113 amino acids. The record is from RefSeq and is a predicted model, not a curated record.